GUUUGCUGCUGUGGUGGUUCGCCCCUUUCUCCCCCUCCCCGCACCCGGAGGGAGUACAGGCUUAAAAAAGGUGCUUGCUGGUUGGGGAGGCUCUCGGCAGGGUUGGUACCAGUCAGAGAUGCAGAGUCGGUCCCCCGGGCAGGGAGGUGGAGGAGGAAGGAUUGGCUUCCCUUUAUAAAGGCUUGCAAAGUGAUAUCCCCUUUUCUUGCCUUGUGUCUCUGGGGUUGGCACUGGUUUUCUGGCUGAUCCUGGCCUGUUGUCCAUUGUUCUCCCAGGUACCACGAGGAUCUUCCAUAGCUUUUUGUUCAAUGCUCUUUAGCAAGUCUGGCAAGCACAUUGGGCCAAGCUUCUUUUAUUACAUUUUGUCUUAUACAGUGUGUGAUAUGGGAAGGACCUGGACUUGACUGAGGCUCUGAGAGCUACCUCUAAUAGCAGUGUUAGUAAUGCUGAUAGCAUAUUAUUGAACCAGGCAUCCUUUGGAAGACUGGUUAUUCCUCUCCUACCCUUGUCUGAAUAUCUGAUUUUCUGUAUAUCUGUGUUAGCAAGGUCAUAGGGUGUUUGUGUCAUGAACCGUGCAUUUCAGUCCAGGUACAUCAUUAAUCUUGUGUUGGCAGCAUAACGGGCUGUCAGGAAGGUUUGGAUGGACUGGCCUCUUGACUCUUGGCGGAUAUUUAUUGUCUGCCUGGGAGACACAGAAGACUUGAGCAGAUAGUGGGGUGUACUGUGCUCAUGGCUGCCUUGUGACUGUCUGCUAAAAGCUCUGCUCUGGCUCUACAGGUAUAGCCAGAGUGAGUGGCAGCUGAUCUUUCGCAUCAAAAAAAUUGUCAGUCAGAAGGCUGGCCUCCUGCCCAGGCUGUGGUGGCUGGUGUUUCUCUGCCAGCCUUUAUCAAAGGUCCUUUGCUAAUAAGACUAAUGCCUUGAGGAGGCACUGUGAUACUGAGGAAGGGGAGCUAUGAUCUUACCUAUUUCAUAUACCAAGACAGAAGCUGAGAGCAAAGCUCUAAUUCCCUUUCUGUAACACUGGGAAAUUACUUAAUCUCUGAGCCUCUGUUACUCUACCUAUAUAGAAAGAAAUAACGCUUCCCUCCCAAGUCAAUGAGCUUGGCAGAUUGAGAGCAGUUAUCAGACUCUAGUGUUGGCCCAUGUUUGUGCUGACUAGGAAGAGGGAACUAGAAGCAGGGAAAAGUGGUGGUUGUGUAUGGUGUGUGGUUUUUUUUCCUCCCUUAAGUUCUGACUGCAGCAGGUGAAAAUGCACAUUAGGUGUUUUCCAGUCUUUUCUCUAAUGCCUGUGCUCCUUGAAGAUCUGAAUCUUAAUUCAGAAGACCUCUCAGCUUCACGUUCCUCACGGAAGUAGGACGUGGGUCUUCCCCUGAGGAGAAAGUCUGCUGUGUGUUCACCAUCACCUAGGAGCAUGGAGAAGUUAAUAUCUGAAAAGCCCGUUUCUGCUCCCAAGGAUGAAGCGCUUUCAUUUCCUUCCCAGGCCAAGCCAGAUACAAACUCGUGCCCUCACGCACCUGGCAAGUAUUUCCUCCCUGGUGGGAUGGACAAUGAGCACUGUAAGGCUACUGAGCAGGAAAGGAAGUGGAUUCGCCCCGAUACACCUAGCAAAUGCACCUGGAAGCUUGGGAAACCCCUAUCUGCCUCCCCGCAUCAUCAUGCUGCUUUGUCAGAGCCUCCAAACAUCCUGCCAAACAUCCUGACUAAAGUUGGCAAUACACCCUUGGUGCGAAUCAACAAGAUUGGGAAGUACUUCGGGCUGAAGUGUGAACUCUUGGCAAAAUGCGAGUACUUCAAUGCUGGGGGCAGUGUGAAGGACCGCAUCAGCCUGAGGAUGGUAGAGGAUGCUGAGAAAGCUGGGAUCUUGAAGCCUGGAGACACAAUCAUAGAGCCAACCUCUGGAAACACAGGAAUUGGGCUGGCCUUGGCUGCAGCAGUGAAGGGUUACCGCUGUAUCAUUGUGAUGCCAGAGAAAAUGAGUAUGGAGAAGGUGGAUGUCCUGAGAGCUCUGGGUGCUGAGAUUGUGAGGACCCCAACUACUGCCAGAUAUGACUCUCCUGAAUCUCAUGUGGGAGUAGCAUGGAGGCUGAAAAAUGAAAUCCCCAAUGCGCAUAUCCUAGACCAGUAUCGUAAUGCCAGCAACCCCCUGACGCACUAUGACACCACGGCUGAAGAGCUCCUGCAGCAGUGUGAAGGAAAGAUAGACAUGUUCGUGGCUACAGCUGGCACUGGAGGGACCAUCACUGGCAUUUCCAGAAAGCUAAAGGAGAAGUGCCCAGGAUGCAAAAUCAUAGGUGUUGAUCCUGAAGGCUCCAUCCUUGCUGAACCAGAAGAACUGAACAAGACUGACAAGACAAUGUAUGAAGUGGAAGGAAUUGGGUAUGAUUUCGUCCCCACAGUGCUGGAUAGAUCUAUGGUGGACCGGUGGUACAAGAGCAACGAUGAGGAGUCAUUUACUCUUGCACGCAUGUUAAUCCGAGAGGAAGGACUGUUGUGUGGUGGCAGCUCAGGCAGUGCCAUGUCUGUAGCUGUGAAGGCAGCCAAAGAACUGAAGGAAGGUCAGCGCUGUGUUGUUAUGUUCCCUGACUCUAUCAGGAACUACAUGUCCAAGUUCUUGAGUGACAAAUGGAUGAUUCAAAAAGGGUUCCUGAAAGAAGAAGACCUCGUCAAAAAACCUUGGUGGUGGAACAUCAGUGUUCAGGAAUUAAGCCUCUCUGCUCCCCUGACUGUGCUUCCAACUGUUACCUGUGCAAAGACAGUUGAAAUCCUCCGAGAGAAGGGAUUCGACCAGGUACCAGUUGUUGAUGAAUCUGGGGUGAUUUUGGGCAUGGUUACUCUGGGUAACAUGCUUUCUUCCCUGCUUGCUGGAAAAGUUCAGCCUUCAGAUGAAGUCAGCAAAGUAAUCUACAAGCAAUUCAAACAGACAAAUAAUCAAGCCUCAGGUGAAAAUAUGAUUAACCUGAAAGACAACUUGGGGAAACUUUCUCAUAUCCUGGAAACAGAUCACUUUGCUCUAGUGGUCCAUGAACAGAUUCAAUAUCACACUGAUGGUUCCUCCAGUAAGCGGCAAAUGGUGUUUGGCAUUGUUACAGCUAUCGACCUACUUAACUUUGUGACUGCACGAGAACGGGAAAGAAAAUACAACUAAAGUCAAGUAGCAACCUGGAGCCUCUUCAACAGCAUUUUGCGAUCUCUAACAAAGAAUCAUUUUUUUUCUUAGGUAGAAUAGUCUGCUGCUAGGGUGGGGGGGGGAGGGUUUGUUUUGUUUUAAUUCUGAAAAUAAGCUUUUCUCUCCUGGUGUCAGCUAUAUAGCCAGCACAUUUUACAUCAUUGCACAGCUUUUGGGAGUUCGUUUCUUAAUCAGGUUCCACAAUGUUUCUUGUUAAGACAAACUUAUUUUUUUACCUUUAUAUAUAUAUAAAUACACACACACACACACACACACACACACACACACACACGUAUGUAUGUAAGAAUAUUACUUAAAUUAACUGAUGUGUUCCUUAUCUGUUAUGUCUAAAGUUGGGCUUUCCAAAACAUUAUUUCAGAUUCAUUACAGGUAGUGAAGCAGAGAGUUACUGAAGCAGAGGCCCAAGAGAGCUCUGAAAAGUUUUAUCUGUGCAAGAGUAUUAGGUUAGACAAUACCUGUGUGAAGACAAAAACAGUAUCAGGGCUUAGGGUUGGGGAAGAAGGGAGUAUAUCCUUUUUUUUUCCAUGCCAUCAAUGCAAAAUAAAGUAGGAGAAAAUCCUGAGGGCUGGAAUUGAGGUUUGUUUCAAUCAGCUGCUCUUCUUAACUGGAAGCCUGAAGGGAUAAAUGUAAAAUAGUGAUGUAAUUUUAAACAGAACGCUAGCUUUCAUUGCAAAGACAGUCCUUUUUUUUUUUUUUUCAAUUGUACCUUGAUAAGUAAGCACAAGUGAAAAAAAUUAAAUCAGAUCAAGCUCCUUGCUUGAAGGUUAGUGUUUACUUGAUCAUGCUGUGUUACAUGUAGGACCUUCCACUUCUUCCCUGCUUUUAACUUAAAGGUUCUCUUGCUUAAUGCCUGCUUUACAAAAGUCAAAGCUAAUCCAGCAAGAGCUGUAAAGUCUUUUUAAAGUCCUGUUCAGGUGUUCCUGAACUGUAGCUUCUUAUUCCAAAAAAAAAAAUCUAUUCAUUUGAGUUCACUAUGGCCAAGCUUGGAAGUAACUGGCCAGCGUGGUGUGGACUUCGUCUAUCAUAAGCACAAGAAUACUGUGCAAUAGGUGUGUGUAACAACAAAUUUUUACUACUUCCAGAAGUAUCUGGAUUUUCAGUUAUAUUUGACAUACAUAAUCAUGGCAGAGUUUGUUGGCACUAGCAACCCAAUCCACACACUACUGUGCUGAGGCUACUGGCUCCUGUUAGUUGGUGGUAAUGAUGGAAGGAAUCACCAUAUGGUCGAAGGAGAAAAGUAGCCAUACUUCAUCUUAAUGCUAUAAUCCUCUUCUGAUUGGCUUUUUUUCCAGAGACAAAGCUUUUGGUCAGCAGAACUGACAUUCCUCUUAGCUUGUCUCUCUUUCCACUGAAGUUUAAAAGAAAAAAAAAAAAUUAUUUAGGUUGGGAGUAUUGUUGAUAGGAUAGUAAGGUUUAAAAAAAAAAGCUGGGGGGGCUCAAAAAGGUAGAAGCUGUGAGUCAGCUAAGAGAAGACCAAAAAUGUUUAUUUAAAAAUCACAGUUACCACCCUGUACCCCUCUGUAUUAGUUUCUUUCUCCCUUACUGGUGUGCUUGUGGCCGUGGAAUUUGCUUUACAUUUUGCAAGUGUGCUCAGAGGAAGGAGACCGUGGAAGCCACCCUGUCCCACGUCAGUGCUGAGCACAGAACGUCAAGUGCGGGCUUUGUGUAGUGGUGGGCUGGAGGAGAGAGGAAAACAGAAGGGAGGCAAGAGCUCAGAAGCACAGAUAUAGCACCCAUGGUACUGUUUGCCUGCCAGCAGUGUAACAGGCUGGUCUGUGUUUUCUAGCUGCUGCUUUGUCAUCUUAAAUUUGUGAACGCUAAGAACUUUGAAAUGUUUGAAAAGCCUCAGGCUGAUUUCUGUUAACUCUUUAAUGCUAUGCUGAUGGCUGGAAAGCUUAUUCCACCCCUUAGUGAGUUUAUUCCCUUAGACAUUGGCUAUCCCUUCAGAUUAGGGCUUUCUGUUGCUGAAGUAAUGUGACCCAUGGCCUAUCUGGCUUUCUCAGGUAAUGUGAGUAAUGGAAACUGUAGACUAAAUAGAAAGGUUGGGAAUAGGAGACUGCUAAGCUGCAGCUGGACUGGAUGAGAAAGGAGCGGCAGAGUCACCAAGGGCACUUUAUCUCUCUGACUUAGAUGGAAGCACAUGGCCCUUAUGAUUUUAAUUCCAAACCUGCCAGUUAAUACUUUAUCCCUCAUAGCUAAACAUUCCAGGCAACUGCUGAAACUGAGGAAGAAUAGAUAACAGAUUAGAUGCAUCUGUCUGAGGUUUUUUUAGUACCUAGAUUAAUUUCCUCAAAUUAUCUAUGUAAAAGCUAGACAUCGAAGCUAACCUUGUCGCUUUGACCCAGUGGAGAGAGAAAGUGUCCUCCAAGAAUGAUUCAUCUUUAACGCUUCUUGUAGAGUGGGGUGAAUUACACCAGGAGAUACUUGCCUUAAACUAUAGUUUAAUCCUGAAAAUCAUACGUUUCUUUAAGAUCAAAGACAACUUUCCUCAAGGCUUUGGAAUAAACUACUGUGAAGUAUAAAAAUGUGCGACUUAUUAUUCGUUCUGAAGGAUGGUUGAUUUUUUUUUUUUUUUUUUUUCAGCCUGAGGCUUUGUGGUGAUUCAUUCCUCAUAGUUCCCCUCACUGCAGUAGCAACCCCAAUUUGGAUGCCCUGACUGACUAGUGGAAAGCUAAACUAAUAUAGCAGAUGUGUGUAUGUGUUAGGGACACUGCUUUUGAAUCUGAAUCAGCUUUUCCAAGCUGGACAGCUUUGUCUUACAUCUGUCGCAGAGCCUAGUAAAUCAUCUUACAAACUGUAUUUUUGAGCUACUUCCCCAAGGAGUUGUAAAUAAUUUCAGACAAUUGAGAACACGAUCCUUGCUCUUACAGUUUUUAACAUGCUUUUUGCUUUUGUGGACAGGUCUGUGAAUAGUCAGUUACAUUCCUAAAGACCUUAGUAUUUCAGCCAAGCUUGUAAACUCCUUUCCCAGUGAUUUCAAAUACUGUUUUCAGCCAUAUUUUCAUAUCUAUUCUAACUUACAGGGAAGGCUGAGGAGGACUGAUUUCUUUGAUUACUUGCAUUUUCACUGCAUUCUUUGAUUCCCACACUUGCAAGAGAACCUGUGUGCUUCACUAGAUGCCAGUAACUGAAAUGUUUGCUGCCCUUGUAGCUGUCACUGCUGCUAAAUUUUGGUAUAAUUGGUGCUCUUGGAAAAUUUACUUCACUUGCCUUUAUCUGAUUUUUUCCCCCGUUUUCCAUCUGACCUUUCCUUUGGGGGAAGGUGCUUAAGUAUUUGGGAUUUUUUUUUCCUUUGCCUUUAUGCUUGUAAAAGCUCCAUGUCACAGGAUAACUGAAUCCUGGAAGAAAUAGGAGGAGGAUAGAAGGAGAUUCCCAAAGUUGCCAUUCAGAAUAGAAGUACAUAAAAGAAAUAAAGUCACUGUGUUAAGAGUUGGGGCAGCAGAAUAGUAAUGGAUAGCUUUAACUGCAAUGCAGAGAAAAGUAUAAAGAUCUUAGUUUGCUGUAUUUGUAAAUUAAUCUCUUCCAUGUCAUGGGAGAAACAGGUGGUACUGCUUAUUAAAAAAAAAAAAGAAGGGUUGGUUAGAGCUGGUAAGGAAGAAGGAAUAUGAGAAUAAAGCAAUCCAAGUAAGCCUUAAAUUACUGCAAGACAAUAAACCCUGUGUAUCUCCUGUGCAUGUGAAGUUUAAGGACGGGAGCUGUUUUCCUGUUCUAAACUGGCACAAAGAGGAAAUGGUGGUCACCAGCCACUUCUGUUCAAAGUAGCAACCCUAUUUGAUGAGAGUAAUUGGGGAAAUUGAAUUGAUGAAUGACUGAAAAAUUUUCCAGAACUCUUUCGCUUAAUGGUGACAAGGGGAAGGGGACACAGAGCACUGCAAAGCUGAAGGUCCUCUGGUGGAAAAGCUGAUGAGCAGGAUGCUUUUCCACAUGCGUGUGAAUGUUCUUACUAGCCUGGUCCUAGUUAGUAGUGGUAGGGCUGUAUUCGUGUUUACCUUAUCUCUCUGUUUCAAAUACUGUGAGGACCAAGAAAGACUUUGUAGUUUGUUUAUUUGGUCUUUAAUCCAAAGCUUAAGUCCAAAGCUUGAAUGGAAAUACACUUUUUUUCUGAAUUUAGUGCCUGCAUCUUGUGUCUUACCUGUGCCGAUUAAGCAAAUGCUGACCAUAGGCCUGAAAACUAUUUUGCACAUGGAUAUGUAUGUCAACAUUUUAUGCUCUAUUUGUAUGUCAACAUAAAAGAAUAUCAGUCCUUUUGGUUUACUCUUGGCUCUGCAAAAAUACUUUCAUUUUCUCACAUGAAGACAAUUAGUAAAAUUUAUGUAAUAUUUUGCAAGGAAUUAUCAGGAAAUGAGGAGCAUUUUGAAGUUGUAGUGACCAAGAUUAUUUCCCACUCCUUCCACAAGCUGUGGUGGACUCCAGAACUCCAUAUAGCUGCGUUUCCUCUAAGCAGCUGGACCAGUCUCAUUUGCAGACCAAGCUCAUUGCUAAAUGUUUUUUGAAAACCUCUGCUUGCUGUUGUGAGCUUCACACAGCGUGCUUACUGUUAGGAAUUGCCUAGCAUUGGCAGUGGCAUCCAACAGCCUUUCUGACUGUGUAGUAUCAACAUACUACAAUGACAAAGGGAAGUCUUUUUAUGCUUUGAAGAGGUGGGAGAAACCAAUACUCUGUGCUCUAUUCAUUGCACAAAUGUUCACAAUAUUAAGAGCUCAAUAAAACCUGCUUAAUUGGAGAAUGA
This is a messenger RNA of Struthio camelus australis, 7916 nucleotides long. The record is from RefSeq and is a predicted model, not a curated record. Lineage: Eukaryota; Metazoa; Chordata; Aves; Struthioniformes; Struthionidae.